Messenger RNA from Geosmithia morbida, 1005 nucleotides. RefSeq names its product Threonine dehydrogenase or related Zn-dependent dehydrogenase. Gene Ontology annotation, molecular function: zinc ion binding; (R,R)-butanediol dehydrogenase activity. The record is from RefSeq and is a predicted model, not a curated record. Gene Ontology annotation, cellular component: cytoplasm. The annotation marks the transcript as partial. Lineage: Eukaryota; Fungi; Ascomycota; Sordariomycetes; Hypocreales; Bionectriaceae. Gene Ontology annotation, biological process: butanediol biosynthetic process. The transcript is spliced from 2 exons.
CCGGGCCACGUCCGCAUCGCCCCCAAGUUCUGUGGCAUCUGCGGUACCGAUGUGCACGAGUACACGGGCGGUAACAACCUGAUCCCCAAGCCGGGGGCUCCUCACCCCAUCACCGGCGAGACGCACCCGCUCACCCUCGGCCACGAAUUCGCCGGCAUCGUCGAGGAAGUCGGCUCGGGUGUCAGCCACAUCAAGGCCGGCGACCGCGUGUGUGUGCAGCCCAUCAUCUACGACGGCGACUGCCGGUCCUGCAAGCGCGGCCUGGUCAACUGCUGCGACCGCAACGGCUUCAUCGGCCUGAGCGGCUGGGGCGGAGGCCUGUGCCAGUCGACCGUCGUGCCCGAGUCCUGCGUCAAGAUCCUGCCGGAUAACGUGCCCCUCGAGGUCGGUGCCCUGGUCGAGCCCCUGGCCGUCGGCUGGCACGCCAUCAAGAUCUCCCCCUUCCAGGAGGGCGAUUCGGCCUUUGUCAUCGGUGGUGGGCCCAUCGGCCUCGCCGUCAUCCAGGCCCUCGUCGGCCGUGGAUGUUCCAACAUCAUCGUCAGCGAGAUGAGCCCGAAACGCCGCCAGUUUGCCAGCCAGUUCGGCGCCCACCACGUCCUCGAUCCCAGCCGCCAGGACGUCGUCGAGGAGGUCAGGAGGCUCACCGGCGGCCUCGGUGCGGACGUCGGCUUCGACGCCGCCGGCUCCCAGUACGCUAUCGACACCGCCUUCGAAGCCCUCAAGGCUAGGGGAACCCUCGUCAACAUUGCCGUCUGGGGGAAGCGCGCCGGCAUCAACAUGAAUGAGAUUGUCUUCCGCGAGAAGGCCUACCUUGGCGUUGCCACUUACAGCCUCGGCGACUUCGAGGAGGUCCUUGAAGUCAUCUCCCAGGGACGCAUGGACCCCUCUGGAAUGAUCACCAAGAGCAUUACCAUGAACGACGUCGUCAACGAGGGCUUCAAGACACUCAUCGAGGACAAGGACUCGCAUGUCAAGAUCCUCGUCGACAUUGAUGCCAGUGUAUAA